AUGGAACAGAUCCGAUGCAGCACCAUCAGCAGCUGUGGAACAUGGGUAGCGUAUUCAGAUGUGGAGAAAAUCAGAGUCUAUCAUAUCACGCACAACCCGUUGUCAAUAAACAGGGUGCCUACCAUCCCUUCCAACCUGCAUCCUGCGCAUCAUCUAGUCUUUACCUCCGAUUCAUCCAAGCUGGUCUCUGCAUCAGGUAGAUCAUCGGGUCUUCAGGUCCUCACCGUUGACGGUCCAGAUGGAGUGGACUGUCCCCAGCCCCUGGUCCAGUCCGUAUCGGUAGCAGAGGUCCAGGGGCCGUACACGGCGCUGACGGUCAGCAGGGAUGGAGAGAGGGUUGCUGUUGUGGGGUCAGAGGGCAAGGUGGCUGUCUUACCACUGAAUUCUAACAAGAUCAAAUCAGUGGUCCUGCCUCACACCAAGGUCCAUCCAUGUUGUUUAGAAUUCCACCCAUCCAAUAAGCAACUAGCAGUAGCUUAUACUGACAGAAAAAUUGCGGAGUAUGACUUCACCAAGCACGAGUACACACCUUGGAGCAGGGCUGUUCAUAAACAAGGGCUCCAUCAAGCGUGGAUGGUCAAAACCAGCGUCAUUCACCAGAUGACCUUUGAUCCUUUGAACCCUGACAGGCUUCUGGUCCAAGACGGAACCUGGUUGACCGUCAUAGACAAGUCCAAGUCUAAUGUCCAGUUGUUCUACUUCAUCUACUUAUUAUUUACUCUGUCAAAGGAAAGUGUAGUGGUUUCACAGUACACAAUUCUUUCUUUGGCAUAUGUUAGUCCUAAAAAAGGACCACCCAAACUUGACAUUUCUACAAGUGUGUGCUUGUCAUCUUCAGGAAAAUGA
Molecule: messenger RNA, 846 nt
Organism: Lytechinus pictus (painted urchin)
Lineage: Eukaryota; Metazoa; Echinodermata; Echinoidea; Temnopleuroida; Toxopneustidae
Product: U3 small nucleolar RNA-associated protein 4 homolog
Exons: 5
Coding region: 1-846 (281 amino acids)
Biological process (GO): maturation of SSU-rRNA from tricistronic rRNA transcript (SSU-rRNA, 5.8S rRNA, LSU-rRNA)
Cellular component (GO): t-UTP complex; 90S preribosome; small-subunit processome
Molecular function (GO): protein binding; RNA binding
Source: RefSeq, a predicted model, not a curated record